Molecule: messenger RNA, 666 nt
Organism: Grammomys surdaster
Lineage: Eukaryota; Metazoa; Chordata; Mammalia; Rodentia; Muridae
Product: gastrula zinc finger protein XlCGF67.1-like
Exons: 2
Coding region: 1-666 (221 amino acids)
Biological process (GO): regulation of transcription by RNA polymerase II
Molecular function (GO): RNA polymerase II cis-regulatory region sequence-specific DNA binding; DNA-binding transcription factor activity
Source: RefSeq, a predicted model, not a curated record
AUGGUGAAGCAUGAGGAUCUGAGACCUUACAAAUGCAGUGAAUGUCACAAAUGUUUUAGCCAACUCUCACACCGAAGAAGCCAUCAGACAAUUCAUACGGGGGAGAAAAACUACAAAUGUAAUGAAUGUGGCAAAAACUUUAGCCCACUGACAUAUGUAAGAACCCAUCAGAGAAUUCAUACAGGGGAAAAACCUUACAAAUGUAGUCAAUGUGAAAAAUGCUUCAUUCAGAAAGCCCAACUUACAAUACAUCAGAGAAUUCACACAGGAGAAAAACCUUACAAAAGCAGUGAAUGUGAGAAAUCCUUUACAUGCUGUUCAGGCCUUAGAAAACAUCAGAGAGUUCAUACAGGAGAAAAACCUUAUAAAUGUAGUGAAUGUAAGAAAUCUUUUACCAGUGGCUCAGAUUUUAGAAGACAUCAGAAAAUUCAUACUGGAGGGAAACCUUACAAAUGCAGUGAAGGGGACAAAUGCUAUAUUGAGAAAGUCCAACUUAGAAUACAUCAUAGAAUUCAUACAGGAGAGGAAAAUUACAAAUGGAGUAAAUGUGUCAAAGUCUUUACCCACCUCUCAGGUCUAAGAAAACAUCAGAAAAUUCAUAGUGCUGAAAGAAAGUUUCUGUCAGUAAUGAAUGAAGCAUGUGUUUUAUCUAAGUUCUGCCGUUAA